AUGGAGGAAAACCUGAUCCUCAGACCAAGGUCUCACUCCCGAGAUCCGGACUUGGAUGUCUCACAUCUUGCUGAGCUGCAUUAUGUGGCUGAGCAGACUGCUCGCCAUGUGCGGUCCUGGGAAGGACAGGAAGAUGCACCUCCAUGUCCUGACUUCAAGGGUUCCUGGUCGAGCGUCACCCCUAAGUUGAGGGAUGUGUACAUCGAGCGUGUGAAGUACCUUUCCAGGGUGCAUGGCCAGGCGCAGAAGGACUAUGAGGGCUUCGUGAAGAGUUUGUAUGAGCGCUGUUAUGGGGGGAUGGAUCAGUUGGCUGCUGAGACGAUUUCUUGCGUUGGUUUUGCCGAGUUUAAAGUUCUCAUUGAUGGGUUUGGUUCAGGGUUUGCUGUCUUUUCUGACCAGAAUGUUUUGUCUGACAUGCAGGGGGGUGGCGAUGAUGUCGUCACAGAGUCUAUGGUUGUUGAUCAGGGAGAAUCAGAACCGGUGGCUGACCCUUCUAAUGAGGAUGUUCCUAUGACGGACCCAGUCGAGGAGCCUCCAGCGGAGUAUGAUAUCGCGGACACCGAAAACCCAGGUAUUACUGCUCUGGAGAACGCCGUGACAAAGGGCACCAUUGUGCUGAAGAAGCUGUACGCGGUCUUGGAUGAAUCGGUUGCCUGGGGCGCUGAGAGGGAUUGGAAGGCUGAAAUUGUGCGGACUCUGGAAUAUGCCGGUACGGAGAAGGUGAUCAUUGGGGUCGUCGGAUGUACUGGGGCCGGAAAAUCAUCACUCAUUAAUGCGAUUCUUGAUGAGAAGAAUGUUUUGUCGACGGACUGUAUGCGUGCUUCUACCGCUGUGGCCACGGAAAUUUCCUACAAUGAUGGAAAGAGCAAAUACAGAGCGGAGGUGGAGUUCAUCAAGCAGAAGGAGUGGGAGCGCGAGCUGGAGAUUUUGUUUGCAGAGAUCCGUGACCAUCAGGAGGAAGUCGCUCGAGGGGCGAUUCCCAAGGACUCCGAUGCAGCAGUGGCUCUUGACAAGAUCAAAUCUGUUUACCCUACGAUGACACCCCAGGACAUUUUGAACGCUUCUGUCGCCGAUCUGUUGGGAAACGAAAGGGUUUCAGAGCUCCUUGGAACGACACUUGGCUUCGAAGGAAAUGACUCCAAGGCCUUUUCAGCCAAGUUGAAAUUCUAUAUCGACAGCAAGGGCAAAAGGGGUCGGCCAAAGAAGUCUGCUAAAAAGGAGGAGGACGCUGCUGGGCAGGCGGACUCUACCAGCAAGUCAGAUACAUCCGACCAUGGGAUCGGGCUUUGGCCACUUGUGCGUGUGGUGCGAAUUUACACUAGGGCCUCGGCUUUGGCGACAGGUGCUGUGUUGGUUGACCUUCCUGGAAUUUUUGACUCGAAUGCAGCGCGAGUGGCUGUCGCCGAGGAAUACAUGAGACGCUGCUCUGCCCAUUGGAUCGUGGCUCCCAUCAAUCGUGCCGUAGACGACAAAGUCGCCCGUGACUUGCUCGGGAAGAACUACAAGCUGCAGAUGCAAAUGGAAUGUGCCUUCAACGACAUCACAUUCAUCUGUACGAAAACUGACGACAUUGCCCCGGUGGAAGUCAUCCAGUCUCUGGGACUCGACUUACCAUCAAUGAAUGAGCUCCAAGAACUACCGGCCAGAGCUAAGCCAUUGGAGGACGGAAUUGAAGAACUCAAGGAAGCAAAGAAAAAAGUUUCGAGACAGCUGGAAUGGCUCGAGGAGGAGAGCGAGGAGCUUGAAGAACGACUGACUGGCAAUGAGUUCGGCUGUGAUUUGUCGGAGAUAACCCCAAAGAGAAAAAAGCCCCAUAACAGUGCACAGCUACCUGCAGGAGAGACCGAGAACGACACCCUCGCCACGCCCACCGUCCAAGAUACAGAUGGCACAGAGCUUCCAGAGGUCGAGAGGCUUAAGGAUAAGUUCUAUGAGCUCAGGUCUCGACGCAAAGAACUUCAAUCUCAGCGAAAGCAUAUCAAUCAGCAGGUUGAGAACAAAGCAAAGGAGCUGCGGCAGCUAGAGGAAGAAAAGAAAGAGAUGGAACAUGGCAUUCUGAGGUCUUGCAUAGAGGCGAGGAACAAAUUUUCUAAAACUCAGAUCAAACGUGACUUUGCAUUAGAGGUUCAGAGUAUGGACCAAGAAGCAGAAGACGACGACACCGAAGCCCAAGCCCGAGCUCCAUCUCAAGAUUAUGAAGAACUGGAGAAGAAUUUACCUGUCUUUUGCGUGUCGACUCGAGCAUAUCAGGGUCUUCGCGGUCGGCCUGACAUGGUGAAGGUUGUCGGUGGCUUUUCCCAAUUGGAGGAGACGGAAAUUCCGCUUCUUCAACGCCACUGUUUAAAACUCACCGAGAAGGCAAGAGAGGGUUCGUCCCGGAGGUUCCUGACCCAACUGAACCAGCUCCUACAGUCAAUGCUAUUGUGGUCUUCGGUGAGCUCGGCCUCGGGCAAGGCAUCCGAACAGAAGGUCAAGGAGCUUGAAGCCGACUUUGAAAAUGUUGUGGAAGUGUUAGCAGAAGCUAUGAAAACGAUUGAAAACCAGUCCAAGAGCGCCAUCAGAGAGAUAUUCCAGGACAAUAUCUUGAAUAAGCUCGGCCGAGCGUCGCGUAGUGCAAUUAGCGGGUUUCCUGAAGCUGUGUCUCAUUGGAAUGCUCCGGGUGGCGCUGGCGGAUUCCGAUAUAAUACCUACAAGGCCAUCUGUCGCCGUCGGGGUGUAUUUCACGGCCUGAUGCAGGAUUGGAAUCGAGACUUGGCGCGACCGAUGCUUGAAAAGAUUGGUCCUGGCUGGAAAAAAACCUUCGCUGAGCUACUUCCUCAGGUCAACAUUAGCUUGAUCAAAGAACUCGAGGCAGCCUUGGUGCGAUUUCACCUACAAGCUAUCGAUUCUACUAAACAAAGUGUCGCCCGUGAGACUCGACAGCGAUUACAGAGCACUUUUGAAGCCAGUCAUCAGGUAAUGCGUGAGCAAAUUUCACUGGUCGAGAAAUUCAUCGCUCAGGAACGAAAGCGCAUCCUUGGGGUGUUUGCAGAGGCUAUUUCCCAAGAACUGGAGCAAACCUAUCAGGCGUGUGCCUCGGAGACUGGAAUAGGAAGCUUAACGCGAAUUCGGACGCUGAUGCAGCAGGUGGCCGACAGCCGAGCUACCGCCGUGUUUCGAGGCAGCACGGAGCACGUAAGGCGUGAGCUGGAGGUGCUCCUCGACGAAUAUGAAGCCCAGGUUGAUCGAAUCAUUCAGUCAAGACUACGACGAAUUUCGCGUGAUUACCACGGGGCCUUGAUUGCACCGCAGAUCCGCAUGUGUACCAAAGAGCAAGUCCGAAUCACGAGGGAGGUGGCAAGUAUCAUUGAUAAUACGGAGGCGGAAUUACGGUUGCAAGAGUUACUGUAA
This is a messenger RNA of Aspergillus sclerotioniger CBS 115572, 3390 nucleotides long. RefSeq lists its product as uncharacterized. NCBI's taxonomy places the organism in Eukaryota, Fungi, Ascomycota, Eurotiomycetes, Eurotiales, Aspergillaceae. The transcript has 9 exons. The record is from RefSeq and is a predicted model, not a curated record. The coding region runs from base 1 to 3390 and encodes 1129 amino acids.